This is a messenger RNA of Vespa velutina, 697 nucleotides long. RefSeq names its product mitochondrial import inner membrane translocase subunit Tim9 (gene Tim9a). Bases 22 to 489 code for a protein of 155 amino acids. The transcript has 3 exons. The record is from RefSeq and is a predicted model, not a curated record. Lineage: Eukaryota; Metazoa; Arthropoda; Insecta; Hymenoptera; Vespidae.
CUAUCUCUCGUUCACACGCUCAUGUGCCAUUUACGAGGCAAACCGGUUUAUAUACUUUUUGCGAACUCCGGCUUCGCGAGAAUGUUGAUUUUUGCGACAUAUACCGCUGGGAACCUAACCUACAUCGUUACUCGAGUGAGUUGGAUGUGGUGCUUGGCGUUUCGAUGCCCUGCAGACCUUGAACAUGCUGAAGGCUUCUUAUACGUUUAUCAUGCUCGAGAUCGUCAUCGAUCAAGUGCACUCUCACACAAAAAUAUGUUUUUUAAAGACUUCAUAAUGUCGUACAACAAACUCUCAGAGAUUUGUUUUAUCGACUGUAUAACUGAUUUUACUACACGAGAUGUAAAAGCGAAGGAAGAAAAAUGUGCUCUUAACUGUAUGGAAAAAUAUUUAAAAAUGAAUCAAAGAGUCUCGCAACGAUUCCAAGAGUUUCAAAUGAUUGCCAAUGAAAAUGUAUUAGCAGCUGAAAAAAAAUUGGGAAGAAAUUAAUGUUGGAAAAAAAUACACGCAUUCAUCCUGAUGUUAAAACAAAUCAGUCAUGCUUGAAUUAUUCAAAUAUGAUUUUUAAUGUAAGAUACAUUUUUUAAUUUAAGUUUUAACGUGUGUCAUUGAUUGAGUAUAACAAAUGCUGUAAUAUUCAAAGAAAUCAGUCCAAUGAUUGUUUCCCUAAUUAUUAUAAAAAAAAAGAUGCCUUCAA